Messenger RNA from Aethina tumida (small hive beetle), 741 nucleotides. RefSeq lists its product as uncharacterized. The transcript is spliced from 5 exons. The record is from RefSeq and is a predicted model, not a curated record. NCBI's taxonomy places the organism in Eukaryota, Metazoa, Arthropoda, Insecta, Coleoptera, Nitidulidae. Bases 78 to 560 code for a protein of 160 amino acids.
CCAAACGGUACCGCAGGUAGUAUCGUUACCAAGUCAACAAAGUGAACUCAUAUUAGAUAGCUUGUAUUGAAACUAGGAUGACACUGGACAAUUCUACAGGGUGUGGGCUAAGCUUGAAACAUGCCACAAUUAUUAUCGGAAUAAUUUCCAGCAUAUUGUCAUUUAUGUCGAUGUGUUUAUCAUCAUCUUACGUCCAGCAUCCAACCGAAAUAAUUGAAAUAACAAAUUCAACUGAAGUAAUAGGAAAAGAUGCACUAAAGACCCUCCUGAUUCUGUGUUCAAUUAUUAGUGGUCUAAAAUGCAUAUUUUCUAUUAUGAUUAUAUUUGGUGCAGAAACGAAUCGUCCAAAGUUGUUGGUACCGUGGUUGAUCUACAGUCCCGUUCUGAUGAUGUUAUACAUUAUUGCCACUGUCACCAGAUUAGUUCAUCAGAGUACAACUGAUACAGCGGAGUUUGUCAUUGGCAAUUUGAUAUUUGCAUCAGUUUUCAGCUGUAUUGGUGUUUGGAUAUACUCUAUUGUCUAUAGGUUGUUUAAAUUCCAAAAGAGCCUUAAUUUCUAGAUCUAACAAUCAUCAGUUGCUUUAAUUCUUGAUGCAUAUAAUUUUCUUCUUAUUUUUCUACCGUUAAAGUAUUAAAUUUAAAUAAGUGAUUAAUUAUAAUUAUUAGUACGUCUCUACUUUGUACUAUUGUACUUUGUGAUAUUUAUGUAUUACAUUUUUUCACCCAAAGUAUAUUGAGAAA